Messenger RNA from Gorilla gorilla gorilla (western lowland gorilla), 2192 nucleotides. It is a transcript of the gene GNL1, whose product is annotated as G protein nucleolar 1 (putative). The coding region runs from base 261 to 2084 and encodes 607 amino acids. The transcript is spliced from 12 exons. The record is from RefSeq and is a predicted model, not a curated record. Lineage: Eukaryota; Metazoa; Chordata; Mammalia; Primates; Hominidae. Gene Ontology annotation, molecular function: GTPase activity; GTP binding.
GGUGCCACUGGCUCUCACGUGCCAGUAGCCCACCCCGCAUCAUCCUCUCGCCUCGCUCCUGGAGGGAAGUGACUAUAUCUCCCCCGUCCGCCUUCCAUCGCCGCCGCGGCGGUAAUUCUGUCGGGCCCGCCCGCUGACGUCACCUGCUAGCCCCGCCUCCUCUAGGGUCCCGGGCCCCUGCGGCGGGGGCUGCCCCGGGGGGCAGUCAGUUGAGGCGGCGGGAGCUCGGCGGAGGGCGGGCCAGGUGACUGGUCCGGGCAAUGCCGAGGAAGAAGCCAUUCAGCGUGAAGCAGAAGAAGAAGCAGUUGCAGGACAAACGGGAGCGGAAGAGAGGGCUUCAAGAUGGGCUGCGCUCCAGUUCCAACAGCCGCAGCGGGAGCCGGGAGCGGCGAGAGGAACAGACCGACACCUCGGACGGGGAGUCUGUGACCCAUCAUAUCCGCAGGCUUAACCAGCAGCCUUCUCAGGGGCUGGGUCCACGAGGCUACGACCCAAAUCGAUACCGACUGCAUUUUGAGAGAGACAGCAGGGAGGAGGUAGAGAGGAGAAAGAGAGCAGCCCGGGAGCAAGUUCUACAGCCGGUCAGUGCUGAGGUGUUGGAGCUGGACAUCCGGGAGGUCUAUCAGCCUGGCUCAGUUCUGGACUUUCCUCGACGUCCUCCUUGGAGCUAUGAGAUGUCCAAGGAGCAACUAAUGAGCCAAGAGGAACGGAGCUUCCAAGACUAUCUUGGGAAGAUUCAUGGGGCUUACUCCUCUGAGAAACUCAGCUACUUUGAGCACAAUCUGGAGACAUGGAGGCAGCUGUGGCGGGUGUUAGAGAUGUCUGACAUCGUCCUGCUUAUCACUGAUAUCCGACAUCCAGUUGUGAAUUUCCCACCAGCACUUUAUGAGUAUGUGACUGGAGAACUUGGGCUGGCCCUGGUGCUGGUUUUGAACAAGGUGGAUCUGGCCCCGCCAGCUCUUGUGGUUGCCUGGAAGCAUUAUUUCCAUCAACACUAUCCCCAGCUCCACGUCGUCCUUUUCACCUCUUUUCCUCGGGACCCCCGCACCCCACAGGACCCUAGUAGUGUCUUGAAGAAGAGUCGGAGGCGGGGGAGAGGAUGGACUCGGGCUCUGGGGCCAGAGCAGUUGCUGAGAGCCUGUGAAGCCAUCACUGUGGGGAAAGUGGACUUGAGCAGCUGGCGGGAGAAGAUUGCUCGGGAUGUGGCUGGGGCCACCUGGGGUAAUGGCUCUGGGGAGGAGGAGGAAGAGGAGGAUGGCCCAGCAGUCCUGGUGGAGCAGCAGACUGAUUCAGCAAUGGAACCAACUGGCCCAACCCGAGAGCGCUACAAGGAUGGGGUGGUGACCAUCGGCUGUGUGGGUUUCCCUAAUGUGGGAAAGUCCUCGCUGAUCAAUGGGCUGGUGGGGCGGAAAGUCGUGAGUGUCUCCAGAACCCCGGGCCAUACCCGAUACUUUCAGACCUACUUUCUUACCCCCUCUGUGAAGCUCUGUGACUGCCCAGGCCUCAUCUUCCCAUCUCUUCUGCCUAGGCAGUUGCAGGUCCUGGCAGGGAUCUACCCUAUCGCCCAGAUCCAGGAGCCCUACACUGCUGUGGGCUACCUGGCCUCCCGAAUUCCCGUGCAGGCCCUGCUCCACCUGCGCCACCCAGAGGCUGAGGACCCCUCAGUGGAACACCCCUGGUGUGCCUGGGACAUCUGUGAAGCCUGGGCAGAGAAACGUGGUUACAAGACAGCCAAGGCGGCUCGGAAUGAUGUGUACAGAGCAGCCAACAGUCUCUUGCGGCUGGCAGUGGAUGGCCGCCUCACCCUGUGUUUUCAUCCCCCAGGCUACAGUGAACAGAAAGGCACCUGGGAGUCCCAUCCAGAGACCACGGAGCUGGUGGUUUUGCAGGGCAGGGUGGGGCCAGCAGGUGACGAGGAGGAGGAGGAAGAGGAAGAGCUGAGCAGCUCCUGUGAGGAGGAGGGAGAGGAGGACCGGGAUGCGGAUGAGGAGGGAGAAGGGGAUGAGGAGACCCCAACCUCGGCUCCAGGGUCCAGCCUGGCUGGCCGAAACCCUUAUGCCCUGCUGGGUGAGGAUGAGUGCUGAGUUCCUCGCCCAACGCCAUCUUCCCUCCCAGUAUCUUUGCUUUUGGACUGACCUGGGGGUAUCUCCCCUCUGCCACCCCAAUUGUGAAUAAAGAUUGUUUGCUUUGUA